Thlaspi arvense is the source of this 747-nucleotide messenger RNA. The record is from the annotation of a GenBank genome assembly. Lineage: Eukaryota; Viridiplantae; Streptophyta; Magnoliopsida; Brassicales; Brassicaceae.
AUGCUCGCAAAGAUGGUGAAGAUGACAUUGAUAGCUCGUGUUACUGACGGGUUGCCUCUAGCAGAGGGGCUCGACGAUGGACGUGACUUACCAGAUUCGGACAUGUAUAAGCAACAGGUCAAGGCUCUGUUUAAGAAUCUUUCCAGAGGUCACAACGAAGCUUCAAGAAUGUCGGUUGAAACUGGCCCUUAUGAAGUUGACUGGCCUUCUAGAUUAUCUAUGCUCUUCCUUGACCAGACAAUCUUUAGUUACAUCAUAGAAGGACGAGUUUGCUACUUGACAAUGUGUGACCGCUCUUACCCAAAGAAACUAGCGUUCCAAUACCUGGAAGAUCUUAAGAAUGAAUUCGAACGUGUCAAUGGGCCUAACAUUGAAACAGCUGCUCGACCUUAUGCCUUUAUUAAAUUUGAUACCUUCAUACAGAAAACCAAGAAACUGUACCAAGACACUCGUACGCAACGAAAUAUCGCCAAGUUGAACGAUGAACUCUAUGAGGUUCAUCAGAUAAUGACGCGGAAUGUGCAGGAAGUACUAGGUGUUGGUGAAAAGCUGGACCAGGUGAGCGAGAUGUCGAGUCGGCUAACAUCUGAAUCUCGUAUAUAUGCUGAUAAGGCUAAAGAUUUGAACCGUCAGAAUGCAACAUUGAUCACACGUUAUGAUCAUGCUUUGAUCCGGAAAUGGGCACCAGUCGCAAUUGUGUUCGGGGUGGUUUUCCUUCUUUUCUGGGUCAAGAACAAGCUAUGGUAA